Messenger RNA from Mizuhopecten yessoensis (Yesso scallop), 3631 nucleotides. RefSeq names its product X-ray repair cross-complementing protein 5-like. NCBI's taxonomy places the organism in Eukaryota, Metazoa, Mollusca, Bivalvia, Pectinida, Pectinidae. The record is from RefSeq and is a predicted model, not a curated record. Bases 25 to 2235 code for a protein of 736 amino acids. Gene Ontology annotation, molecular function: damaged DNA binding; DNA helicase activity; double-stranded DNA binding. The transcript has 21 exons. Gene Ontology annotation, biological process: cellular response to gamma radiation; cellular response to X-ray; DNA recombination. Gene Ontology annotation, cellular component: Ku70:Ku80 complex; nucleus.
UCUCCCUUAUAUUUUUGAUUGAAGAUGGCGGCAAACAAGGAAGCGAUUGCCAUUGUGGUAGAUGUGGGGCCCUCUAUGAACCAGGCCCCGGAAGGGGAGACAACCGCUCUACAGACAGCUAUAGAAGCCAUCACGAUGAUUGUCCAGAGGAAGGUAUUUGCGGAAUCUAAAGAUGAGGUAGCAGUGAUCCUGUUUGGGACUGCGGACACUGACAAUCCCCUGGCCAACGACGAGAGUUACGAGAACAUCACUAUCCUCAGACCACUUGGCAUCGCAGACUUUGACCUCCUGAACCUGAUACAGAAUGACAUACAACCAAGCAACAUGUCAGCUGAUUAUUUGGAUGCCCUUGUGGUCGGCAUAGAUCAUCUUGUGAAUGCCACUCAAGGAAAGAAGGGUUUCGGGUUCAAGCGCCUGAUACUGAUGUCUGACCUAGGUGGCGAAUUCGGAGAUGACCAAAUUGAUACCAUCAUCAAUGGGAUAAAAGGAACAGGCACUGAGCUUAAUGUCAUUGGUCCAAGUUUAGACGACGAGGAUGAUAAUGACAGCGAAAAACCGGGGCCAAGCACGAUAUCAAACGGGCAUCGCAAGGAGCGCACCGCCCAGCAGCGAGCAGGAGAGGCGAUGCUGCGUCACAUUCUACAGGAAGUGGACGGCGAGUGUUAUAGUUUCAGUGAGGCUUUGCCGGCCCUAAGUUCUUUCCAAAGUCGACAAAUCAAACAGACAGCGUGGAAAUGUCAGCUAGAAAUAACGUCCGGUAUUCGGAUACCUAUUUGUUCUUACGCAAAGCUGAAAGAUUUCAAGUUGAAGCAGAGCUGGAAAAGGGUGUAUGCCAAGGAGCCCUCAGAGGAGGUGGGCACAUUGAGGACAUACCACAUGAAUGACGAGGAGGAAACAGAGGUGGACCGGGAGGACAUGAUAGAAGGUCAUCGCUAUGGAAACACAUUGGUACCGAUGUCGGAGGAUGACAAGGCUAAUAUGAAAUACAAGGCAGAAAAGUGCUUCAAAAUUCUCGGCUUCACAAAACCUGAAAAUGUAAAGAGAAGCCAUUACCUUGGAGACGGAUCAUCAUUUGUGGUCGCAGACAAAGGAGAUGAAGCAGCAGCAGUGGCCCUUUCGUCGUUGGUCCAGGCGCUGUACGAGACUAACAUGGUAGCGAUAGUGAGGAAGGUUUACAAUGCAGCCUCCGGACCAAAGCUAGGCUGUCUGAUACCACACAUAAAGGCGGACUACGAGUGUUUGCUGUACGUUGAGUUACCUUUUAUGGAAGACGUCCGACAAUUUACAUUUGGUAGCCUUCCUAUCACCAAGGAUAACAUAUCAACAGCAAACAGUAAAUUUGCACCUUCAGAUAAACAGCUUGAUGCUGUUGACAAGCUCAUCACUACAAUGGACCUGUGUCAGUCACAAGGUGAUGAGGAGGAGGAGGACAAAGAUGAAGAGGAAGAACAAACAGAAUAUUUGAAGGCUAAGUCGACCUUUAACCCUCAUUUCCAGAGGCUGUAUCAGUGUCUUCAACAUCGAGGGCUCAAUCCAGAUGAGCCUUUAGCAGAGUUGUCCCCCCUGGUAGCGAAUUACUUGGAGCCGCCACAAGAGAUCCUGUCUCGUUGUGAAGAGCAUCUGGAACGCCUGAAUAAAGUGUUCAAGUUGGAGGUAGUGAAAAAGAAGGAGGAAAAGACUGGGGAAAACCAGUUCAAAGAAAGUGAUGAAGGUGAGGCUGGAAAGGCAAAGAAACCACGCCUUGAUGAUGACCUUGAGGGUGGCAUGGCUGACAUCACAAGGGCAAAGGUCACAGAGGUUGGUACUGUCACUCCUGUCGAGGACUUUGUGGCGUUCAUCAACCAAAAGGACGAGGAUAAGUUUGAAGAAGCGAGCCAGCAGAUGCAGAAGAGGGUAGAACAGAUAGUUCUAGACUCGUUUGGAGCCCAGUUCUACCCUAAAGCUAUGGACUGUCUGCAGGCUCUCCGCAAACACUCCAUCAAGAAAUCGGAGCCGGGGCUUUAUAAUACGUUCAUGAAGAAGUUCAAGGACGUGUUAAUCGCCAAGGGCAGGAGGGACUUCUGGGAACAGGUGGUGGCCGAAAACCAGGGCUUAAUAUCUAAAAUGGAGAGCGAAGAAAGCACAGUAUCUAAUGAGGAGGCAAAACAGUUCGUCAGCGAGGAGGAAGAGAAGGAUGAAGAAGAGGACAAACAGGACGAAGGAGAUGAUGCGGAUGAUCUUCUGGACAUGAUGUAGUGUCCAGUCCUGAUGAGCCUAUCACUGACCAGUCAGAUGACCGUACGUGCUGGUGGAGAGAGAGCACAUUGGCAGCUUGGUGUUUAUCACGACUCUGGAGUCAACCCCGAACGAGUGUGGGGAAAGGAAAACAAACAAUGUUGUUUCCCUAUAAAUCAUCAUUUCAGAGUGUUGUUUUCCUGAGGAGAAUAUUUCCUUACAUGUUGUCAUUACAGGUGUCCUGCUCCAGGGAGAAAGGGAUCAAUUAUAUUUCACUGUGUGUCAACAUAAUAGUUCCAUGUUACUUAGAAGAACAAGAACAGGCAAUGUUUUAAUGUUUCUUAGUGUAGUAAUACCAGAGUGUGAUAGAAUUGUGGCGUUAUUAUAGAAUGUGAAUGUGUGAGGGCAGCAGAUACAUUUGGGGGGUGGGGGUUAUAUCAGAAUCAGUUUGUGUCCUUAGACUGGACUUUUGGAAAGCUCAACUCAUUCAUUGUUCCCUGCACACACAUUUGAACUCUUCCAUUAAAUAUAAAGGUUGAAAUAGUUCAUUGGGAAACUUCAGGGGUAAAUAUUUUCAAACAUUUUCAGGUUUGUAAGUAUGGAUUAUGAGAAGUUCUUUUUACACAACCAAUCCGAUUUUCUAUGUGACGUUUCGAUGACUAGUACGGUAUGUACACUGUCACCUUCAUCAGAUAAAUGACCAAUGAAGCGUAUGCACACAAAGGUUUAAAACUGUACCAGUUGUCCACCAUAUCCAGUUGAUUCGGUCAAGCUGGUCAAGCUGUACAUACGCUUCACCAGUCAUUUGUCUGAUGAAGGAGACAGCGUACAUAGAAAAUCUUAUUGGUUGUGUAAAAGGAACUUCUCAUAAUUCAGGGAUAAAUGAGUUUACCUGAAUCGGUAGCCAGCCAACAGAUCAAGCAAUUCGUUGUCAUUCUUGUAGUGAAGGUUUUCGAUUGACUCUGUGUGUUGUCUGUAGGGACCACUUUUCUCUAUCGUAGUGAACAAUCUCUAAACUCACGUUGUAUAACAGGAGACAGGGACAAGCCUGUAACCAACCUCUUGUGCUUUUGUUGUAUUUUCUAAGCUAGGUAAUGAAAUUUUGAAUUAUGAUAAGAAUGAAUAUUUGUAAACAUGGGGGAUGCUCCAAUCAAGCCCCCUCCCUACGUUUGACCAAUCUUUUUUUUAAGAGGGAGGGAGCUUAUUUUCUGGUCAAAUAUGGUAGAUGAGGGAGAGCCCAAAUAAUCUAAACCUACUGUACCUUGAAACUUAACGAUAUGGAGAGUAGACAUGCUACUGUACCUAAAAAGGGGAGAAAACUGUUCUAUUUGUUAUGUCUCUGUUAAAGCUGUACCAUGUUAUAAUGUCUGUUAUAAGUACUAGAGCUGAAUGACAAUAAAUCCGAGUUAGAUGAGAA